Molecule: messenger RNA, 444 nt
Organism: Prorocentrum cordatum
Lineage: Eukaryota; Dinophyceae; Prorocentrales; Prorocentraceae
Source: the annotation of a GenBank genome assembly
GGUCCCCCGCCCGGAGCGCCGUACCUCGACGCCGAGGUGUUCUCGGCCUUCGCGCCGCUGCUGCGGGCCUGCGACAACUUCGCCCGCCUGACAGGAGGCCGCUACACCAAGGCCAUGUUCUCCGACCUCCGCGGGGACGGCUCGGAGGCCGACCGUGCCCGCCUCGAGGCGAUGCCGGCGGUGUCGGAGUUCGCGGAGCGCCUGGCGUCCGGGGCGGCGGGGUGCCCCGAGGAGCUGCUUCGCGACUUCCGGGCGGCGGAGAAGCUUGUGCUGCGCGAGGCCGUCUUCUGCUCGAUGGUGUCGACGUGCCGGUCCGUGGACCUGUGGCCAGCCAAGGCGGGCCUGGGCUCGAGCGACGCGGCCUACCAGGACACCAGCGAGCCCCUGGAGCGCAUCGCGCAGCGCCUGUACAACUUCACGGAGCUGAGGAGGUCGCACGGCGAG